UGUGGGGGGAAAUGAGUGAAUAUAAUGAUGCAAUUUACAAAGAGUAUAAAGAGACAACAACGACAAAUUUCCAAAAGCCCUCUCUUUUAUUUUUCAGCGAAUGGAAUUUCUUCCUCCUCCUCUUCUUCUCCAACUAUUUUUUGCUUUCCUUGUCUCAAAUUAGGGUUUUUAGCCUUCCUUUUUCUGCUCCGUUUUGUAUCGCAAAUUUGUAAACUCAAUCUAUUUAUCUCUAUAUAUAAAUAUUCCAUUGAUUCUUGUGCUGCUAACUGAAUUUUCGAGCGAUGUGAUUCAGAUGUCUCAGAUGUAGUACAGAAGGAAGAUAUGCACAUAAACUUGUAGCAUUGACUAAAUAACAGAAACAAAAUUGCAAGGGAUGGGAGGUUGUUGCUGUUCUUCCGGAAAAUCUCAUCUGCAUGGAACGCCUGUAUAUUAUUAUUGUCCACCAGUUAUGGAAGAGCACGAAACCUUGACAUCUCACAGUGGUGUAGCCUCUACAUUCACUGCAGGUCUCCUGGCUGAAUUGAAUCUGAAUACAUCAACACCAGAUACUUUUCGAGCCCCUCCUGCUCCAUUGCCAUAUGAUGUGGUUUUGGGAUGUCAAAGAUCAUCAGAUUCUGAAUCGAUUAGAGAAACAAUUAGCGGCGGCAGUUUUGAAACUUUGGCUACGUAUGAGGAUCUUGAGGAUCCAGAUUGCAAAGCUCUACCAAGUUCCUUACCUCCCUCGCCAAAAAAGCCAGAAAUAUCAGAAGCAAGUGAUAAUGCUGUUUCAGCAUCUGAAGAAGAGGACGCUUGUCCCAUUUGUCUUGAAGAAUAUGACUCUCAAAAUCCAAGAUUUCUGACGAAAUGCGAACAUCAUUUUCACCUCUCUUGCAUUCUGGAAUGGAUGGAAAGGAGUGACACCUGCCCAAUAUGUGAUCAGGAAAUGGUAUUUGAUCACGCCUUCAACUAGUAGCUGUUUAAUGCUUUUCCAAGAUGAAGAUUUUAUUAGUCACCUCAACUGAGAGCUCGCCAACUUAGUGGGCCGCAGUUGCAUGUAAGUUUCGUCUUGCAACUGCUCAGUCGAGUGUACUCACAGACACUUUUUAAUGUUGGUCUUGAUUGGUUUGAAGGUUGGAAAUAGUGAUUGCCUGUGGGAAGGUCAAAAGUAGGAAAAUGGAUUUUUAAUGCAGAACAAAAACAAAUUGGCAGCUCAUUGUUAAUACUUUAGUUGUUAGUUUUCAAGUGAAAUUGCAGAUAGACACAUGUUCAUCAAGGGAUCUCAGGAAAAGGAAAAAAAAAAGGAGCAACCUAUAAGAAAUUUUCUGCAAACAAAUGGUCAGUUAAUUACAUCCCUUUGCUCCUGUAUUUACUUGUUUGCUGCAUUCAACUGGGUCCGGUCUCUUGCUUCUGGAGAUUAUAUUGUAAAUAGAAUAUGUUAGGUUUUGUUUGUGUUAGUGUUAUAGAAUGAUCAGUGAAAAGAUAUGGUGUGUUCUAUUUUUUUUUUUCCUGGACUCCGGUUCAAUCAAUAUUUUCCGUUUCACAAACGUGUUGGAAAUUUGGCGUUUCAGACAUGAAACUUCAUUUUUGAUAUAUACAACCUUAAAUUUACAAUGUUUCGCCA
Molecule: messenger RNA, 1600 nt
Organism: Mercurialis annua (annual mercury)
Lineage: Eukaryota; Viridiplantae; Streptophyta; Magnoliopsida; Malpighiales; Euphorbiaceae
Product: probable E3 ubiquitin-protein ligase RHB1A
Exons: 6
Coding region: 374-949 (191 amino acids)
Molecular function (GO): ubiquitin-protein transferase activity
Source: RefSeq, a predicted model, not a curated record